AAUGUCACUCAGUAGUUCCAGUCAUUCAGUCAUUACGCUUCAUUUGUCAAAGAUGCUAAGCCAAGGUCGGACCGCUGCCAUGUGAUGAAAUAAAAUAAAAAGUAUUUUCACGUAUUUGAUGAUUCACGCCGCUAUAUUGUUGUUCUAAGUGAUGUUAGCGUUCAGAAUAAAGAUUAAUAUUAGCAGUUAUAAUCUACUUCUGUUCGGCUCUGUCAUUUGACACAAGUAUCCACGUGGUGAAUGUCAGAAAAGUCGACGUGUUAAAUUUUUACCUACAUUUUGGAGAGAUGGAAACCUUGAAUAUGGCUAAGUUGAAUUUAUCGAGUGUCCGGCCACAUGCUUCGACCGAAAGCGGCCCAAAAGUUGAGGUAGCAGACCCUAAGAUGAACCCUGUGGUAUUGACUGAUUAUGAUGACGAUUACCAUUGUGAGUACAGGGAUGAGAUAUGGAAGAGCUUACUUGAGCAGGAGGCAGAGAAAUCACCGAUUCAUCUGCAGUCACCUCAGCUGCAAUUCCGAGGUUCCCUAGUACAACAACUUCGUGAUGCCACAAAGAAAUUAGGCCUGACUAUUGCUACACUGCACUCUGCCGUGUCCUUGCUGGAUUUGUUCAUGGAUGCCCACAGACUGAGAGCUGAUAGACUGACUCAUGUUGCAUUAGCUUGCUUAAGUCUUGCCGCAAAAAGCGAAGAUAAAUUCAGUCGCGCUCCAACUCUGAAGACUCUAUCUAGAAUCAGCGGUGUCCAGCUCUGCGGGAAGACAUUCAGACAGCUCGAAUGGAUGGUAGGCCAGCACGUGCGAUGGAGGCUAUUGUCACCGACUCCGGUGACAUUCGCGGCACUAUUGGCUCAGUAUGUUGUCACCGACGCUGACUUGACGACAAGGCAUCCGAAGUUUGUUCGAAGAUUCAGACGGGACGGUGCCAAGAAGCUUGAAGCAUACUUAGAUUUGACUUUAUCUGAUGUGCGGCUGAAGGUGGUGGAGGGCGUGGAGGUGGGGUGCGCGUGCGUGGCGUGCGCGCGCGCCGAGCUAGGGCUGUGCGCUUGGCCGGGCUGGCUGGCCGCACGCACCGCGCGCUCGCCCGCCGCCGUCGCCCCUAUCGCCGCUCUACUUCAAAGGAUGAUGCAAAUACUAAAAUCACGCGACGCGGCCGAUUCCGAGAUCGAUCAGGGCUACGGCAGCGCUAGGACGUCGCCGAAUCUAACGCCAUGUACCUCGCCGAAUCUCCAGACCUCUCCGGCGUCCAGCACUUCGAGCACCUCCAGAGUGAAUGAGUACAGACAAAGGUCGAUCGAAGGUCCGUAUUCGGUUUUAGAUUUAGACGAAUCGAAUCUGCCGAACAUUCAGGAGACUUACUACACGCUGCCGGCUGAGCCUAAUACGCAGAGGGUCAAUAACCCGGCGGACUACAGGUAUUUUAAAUCCAGGAGGAUGCUAGAAGCCAGCUUGGGUUCGGUGCCCAGCACUAGCGUGGCCAUGAAGCGAGGCUUAGAUCCUAACGUCGAAUUGGAGAGUAAAAGGUAUCGUUUGACCUCACAGAUGUCUCAGGUCGUGCUUUGAUUAUAAAUAUUGUUCUGUCUAGUCUUUAGUGCUUGAGGAUUUUCGUGGGAAAAUUGAAUUUCUUUCUUUUUUUUAGUUGUUUAUUUUGAAAUCUGGCAACAUUUUCCUUGGAAUGUUACCAUGUUUCCUAAAAAAAAUUUUAAUGUUAAAUAUUAAGUUUGUCAUGAAAAAUUGUGAUAUCGUGUAUGAAUAAGAAUAACUCCGCAUCCUCGAGCGCUUUAAGUUUGCCGUGGUUAUUGACCGUGAUGAUGUUAGAUUGUGACAUGUAAAUGGUGUUACGGCAACGACAAAGCCUAGGCUAUGUUAUCAGAUAUUCCAAUAUUUUAAUUUAAAACGUGGUAUAGUUUUUUUUUUGUUAAAAAGAAACGCGAUCCAAUUUUGCGCUAUUGUUUUUUUUUUUUAAUUCUGUUUUUAGUACAUAUUUAAUUAUGACUGAGACUGUUUUUCACAUUAGCUAUUUCACACCAUUACUGGUAUACCUGAGAAAAUCACUCUACAUAAAAUGUAUAAUGGAUUAAGAUUUUAGUUGGAUCGUGUUUUUUUAAUAUUUAUUAAAUUACAUGAUAUGUAAUCUUUUGCAUUGUAGUUAUGUAAGAAAGAAUGACCUAAUAACAAAAAAAAAAAAACUAACAUAUUCUACCAUCCAUCCUUGAAUCGGUUCAAAGAGCAAGACUGUUUAAAAAAUUAUAAUUGACUAUAUUAGGAGAGUUUUUUUUUUAACUAAGAUAAUUGAAAUUGUUUUUGAUUUGAUGUUUUUUUUUUUGAUGAUUCGUUGCGGUAUUCACGGUAUUGGACCUCGUUAGUGUUACAAUACGAAAAAUAAAAAAUAAAAACACGUUCCUAUAUAUAUAUAUAUUCCUAAAUUAGUCGAAUGCUUUUGACAUAAACGACUAUUAAUAGAUAUUAACUAGCUGUCGUUGCAAGCUUGUUGAAAUUUCCUUCGCUUAAUCCGUUGGCGUUCUAACUUGGCAACAAUUCAUAGAACUACAAUUGUUUUCAAAAUUUAUUUAUGUUCUCAACGAGUCGCCCUUGAACACAGAAACAAUUAGUCUGUCAUAAAUUUGUAAUGAAAACAAAAAUAUGCAAGAAAAUUAAUUUUCAUUAUGUCAUCGAUCCGCGAAAUCCAAAAUAAAACCUCGGCCGCUAUUCUUCUUAAACUAUCUUGCGAUCCAAAAUAUUAGUAUUAGAACUGGCAACCAUAAAAUCGAGAAAUAAUGAAAACGAAACUAAAAAAAUAAAUCGGUUAAUAGAAAAAAAAUACAAUAUAGUGCUGCUAAUUUAAAUUUAAAUUGUUUCAAAUUUUAAAAUUUCAUUCGAUUUUACCGAAAGAUUAGAAUUUCUUACUAGAGGAUUUAUUUAUCAUUACUUCUAUAUUUCCAAGUACCGUAAGUUCUUUCUUACAUUCUAAGUGCACGUAAAUUAUGUAUGUAUAUAUAUAUAAAAAAAACAAUCGAGAAGUGAUAAAUAAAGUACGCUGGCUGUGAACAUAAAUUAUUAUAGUUCGUUAAACGAAAAAUAAAAUUCAAAGUUCAAUAUAUUUAUUUACUUAGUUCAAACUUCUCGAUUGUGAAAUUGUUAUGACUAAUUGUAAUAAUAUUGUUUUUUUGUUUGUUUUUUUUUUCGAAUAUUAAUUAUUAAUGCAAACUGCAAGGUCAAUAUGGCGCUGUGACGAAUUUUACUGAGCGCCAUUUUGUAUACGUCUAUGGUAAUGUUACGUAACGCGUUACUGACCAUAGAUUAUACACUUAAGUUCGCUGACCUUCGCUUGGGUUAAUUAAUAAAAGGGUCGACGUUUUUGUGACCGAGAUAAACGGGCAGAGAAAAAGCUCAAAAGCUAAAAAGUCGUAGUGACCUUGGGCUUUUUUUUCUUAUAUAUAAUAACUUACCUUCUUACUUUUCUGUAUAAUGAAACAUUAGCGCCAGCUUUAUUUUCUACUGAACUCCAUACGAUUGUCUGCUCACAGCGAGAGAUAUUAAGUGAACUUUACGUUUUCAACUUAUGGUUCAAAUUGCUUUCGCGAGUUAAAAAUUACUUAAAAUUUUUAAAGAAAUGCAUCGUUUUCUCUGUCGCGUCACCGUUGAUCCGCUAGCUAGACUGCCUUAGUACGAAUGACGAAGCCAAAGCAUAGUUUUGACGGUCAUUCUAAAAUGUAUCCUAACACAGGUUUCGUAUAAGUAUCAUUAUUGCGUGUAGUCUUAUUCAAAUGUAACGUUUGCUUGUGACGCGUCGUAUUUCAAUUCGGCUUUAAGCAGGAGUCUAAAUUUAAUAAAAUUAGAUGCGUGUUUGUAAUUAAAGUAAAACCAAACGCAACGUUUAAAAUUUUGAGUUUUUUUUUACCAUAGCAAUUGGAGGUGGUUUUGUUCGGGAUGUCUUUGCCUUAUAAAGUCUAAACCACACUACCUUCUAUUUAAUGCACUGUGUGUGUGUUUAAACUUCAAACAUUAUAACUUAGAUCGUUAAGAUUAAUAAUAUAAUAACUCUUAUGAACGCAAAACUAAGACUUAAUUUUGUUUAAUGCGGUAUUAACCUGACCCAGUAACAGUAUUAUAGGUGUUCGGUUGUGAUUUUAUUUAUUAAAAAAAGCAGCCGCUUUGACCGAAAUCAACUUUCAAAGAUUUAGUUAGCACUACCGCGAAUUCUUAGCCUGAAUGUUUAAUUAAAAAAUAAAUAAUCGAAAUAGCCGUCGCCUUAUAGAACAGUAGGCAAAGACAACGCGACGUUUAAAAAAAAAGUAACUGAUUCACAAUUAAAACUUUUUAAGAAAUAAUUUGUAAUGUGUCUCGCUUCGUUCGUUGUUAGCAACUUAACAAGUCUCGAUUUUUUUUUUUAAAUAUGAGUACUUAUUUUUUAUUUCCAAACCCCGCGAACCUAAAGAAGCCAUUUGCAAUACGAGGCGGCCAUCUUGUGUGUCAGACUAUAAAUAAAUGUUUUGAAAAGGUACGGAAAAACAAAACAUUUUCAUCGUCGUGACAGAAUAAACUUGUUCAAUAUAAACUGCCAUACUUUAAUGAAAUGUAUCCUCGGUGUAAGAAAAUAACUGCUUGAUUUGAAAUUAGUGUUUUUUUUUUCUAAAGUUGUCAGAAUUCGCUCCGUCGAUAUAAUGUCGAAUAAAAUAGAAACGAAACUUUAACCUGGAUGGUUGAGUCGCUAUCGAUCGAUCGAUAAACAUGAUUUUACUAGUUUUAACAGUGCACGCUAUGUAAUAAGAAAAAAAUUUAAGGCGAUGCAUGAACUGGCAAUAUGGUCCUUCUCCCCCUUGCGUAGUUCUCCUCAUUACUGAGGGUCGUGAUUCCUUCGCUGCAUCAGCCUCUUUUGUACGAUCGUCCUCGACCUGCUGCGAUCCUUGGCCUCGUGGAGGGCAUGGUGGAGCUUGAUGUCCAGACAAGACCGAAUUCGACCAUCUUGUGGAACUGCGUCCACUGGGACGUUUGGACGAUCCUUCUAGUGCUAAAUAGUUCCUAGUGCCUAUAAACAUAAAGUCAAAGUCCGUUUCACCCUUCAGACUGUGCACCUCAGUCUGUCUGUCAUGAUAGUCAAAUCAGCUGACGCAGGGUUGAAUGACCUCGUGUGGGCUAUCGCCGGUUGCCUUUGAUUGCGGGUACUUGAAAUAAAAAUGUUUAAUUUAACUAUAUAUAAGUACUUAGCUUUUAUUUGAUUGCCCUUGUAUGCAGACGAGCGCACGGCCCACCUGAUAGUGAGUGGUUACCGUCGUCCAUGGACUUCAGCAAUGCCAGGGGCAGAGCCAAGCCGCUACCUACCGCUGCGAUUAAACCUUUAGUGCUGUUCUAACUUGGACAUGUUCAAGCACUAGUCCAUGAAAUCUUGGGGCGAUUUGUCAUCAUUUCAACUUUCCCUUAAUGAACGUACAAAUUUACCAAAAAAAAGAAAUGUUAUUAUCAAAAGUCAUUCGUAAUUGAAUGAAUAAGUUUAUUUUUGUAACGAGGGUACAUAGUGUAGUCGAAUAUAAUCAUGUCUAGGAACGUCGAAAUCGGAACCAUAACGUCGUAUAUUCAAAUCAGAAAAAAAGCGAAUAAAAGUUUUAUGUGAAAUAAAUUCACCGCAAUAGUUCGCUAUUGUGAAAGUAUGCUCGUAGCGACAAGCGACCUUAUGGUUCUGAAGUGGUUUCUUUUAAACGAUUUAAGGUUGAUAAUGUCUCGUGCAUGAAUUUAUAAAGUUACCACCACAGCGUUUGACGGCGCGCUCUUUAUAAGAUUUUAUAAAAUACAUCGGGUAAUGUUUUAUAGUUUUAUUAGCCAAUUUUCCCGUUUAUCACUUUUGUUUAGUGUUUAGCAAUUUAAAAUCUGGCGACAAAGAACAGCUGCGAAUGUGAAAAUUACAGUUUUCAUCAGAAUAUCAUUAAAAAGACAAUAUAAUCCAUUUCACAAAAAAAAAGAUAACACUCAAAAUAAAUGGUAGCUUACGCUCUAGGUAUGCUUGCCUUAAUACUAAGACAGAUUGCCUGUCUGUCUCUCUCUCUCUCUCUCUCUUUCUCGCUUACAAUAUUUGUAUGCGAAUGAAAAAGACGGAACUUAAUGUAAAAGUUUUUUAGUAGAAAUUUUAAUUUUGCCCUUAAAACGUGAGUCUGUAUAUUUAUUGUUGAAUGUUCCUGAAAAGUGCUUCCCGAAAUAGUUUGAGAGUUCAGAAUUAUUAUUGUUACUUAUAUUAUAUUAUUACAGAAUAAAAUCUCAAUUAUUUCUUCUACCUCGAACUGUGUAAUUAUUUUGGAAUUUAUAUUUCUGAACCCUCAAAAAAGAUACCUCAGUAAUAAUCGUUUGUUGAAAUUGUAACUUUUUAUUUUUUUAAAUCGAUAAACUGUUAUCUGAUUCUGUUAAUCUGUUACAUAAUCUAUAGGUUUCCGAAGUGGCGCCAUCUAUUGUUUAGUGGUGGAGGUUAUGUUUUAAAACGCAUCUUUUUAGAAUUUGUGUUUUUGGUAUAAAAAAAAGAUGUCUAAUUUUAAUGGCAAAAACAGAUUUAAAAUUACGCGAAGGCUUUAAAUUUAUAUCACAAUGCAAACUAGAAGCCAUGAAGACUGAACGAAUGGUACUAUGCUUAAUUCGAAUGAACGGCGUUGGACUGAAAAUGUAAAAUAACGUGUAUAAUUUUUGUACUCUAAAAUUGUCAAAGAAACAUUAUAAACCUUGAAGUAAAUAUUUUAAUUGUA
Messenger RNA from Bombyx mori (domestic silkworm), 6721 nucleotides. It is a transcript of the gene CycJ, whose product is annotated as cyclin-J. Gene Ontology annotation, biological process: regulation of cyclin-dependent protein serine/threonine kinase activity; mitotic cell cycle phase transition. Gene Ontology annotation, molecular function: cyclin-dependent protein serine/threonine kinase regulator activity. NCBI's taxonomy places the organism in Eukaryota, Metazoa, Arthropoda, Insecta, Lepidoptera, Bombycidae. Gene Ontology annotation, cellular component: cyclin-dependent protein kinase holoenzyme complex; cytoplasm; nucleus. The coding region runs from base 288 to 1559 and encodes 423 amino acids. The record is from RefSeq and is a predicted model, not a curated record. The transcript has 6 exons.